This is a messenger RNA of Quercus lobata, 3524 nucleotides long. RefSeq names its product chloroplastic group IIA intron splicing facilitator CRS1, chloroplastic-like. The record is from RefSeq and is a predicted model, not a curated record. The coding region runs from base 55 to 2418 and encodes 787 amino acids. NCBI's taxonomy places the organism in Eukaryota, Viridiplantae, Streptophyta, Magnoliopsida, Fagales, Fagaceae. The transcript is spliced from 11 exons. Gene Ontology annotation, molecular function: mRNA binding. Gene Ontology annotation, biological process: RNA splicing, via transesterification reactions.
GACUUCUCAAUUCUGCAAAAACUUUUACUCACUCUCACAGUCACUCACUCAGUCAUGCCUACAAUCCUCUUCCUCUCUUCCACUCCCCAUUUCCCCUCCCAAUAUUCUCACCUCACCAUCUCAUCCUCCUUAAACCCAAAACCUCCCAAAACCCAUAACCCCACUCACUCCUCCAAAUCCAAUACCCCAACCCCAACCCCAACCACCACAAACCCAGAAUUCUCUGUUUCCUCAAACCCACUUUCACAAUCCAAUGCCACCGUUAAAGUUCCCACACCUCCAUGGAUGAAGGGUCCCCUUCUUCUUCAACCCCAUGAAGUUCUCGACCUCUCCAAACUCCACACCAAGAAGAGCUCUAACAAUGAAAGUGUGGAAAAGUCUGAUAAGGCCCUGACUGAGAAAGUUGGUGUCAGAGGCAAGAGAGCGGUGGGAAAGAUCGUAAGGCAAAUUGAAAAGCUUCAAAAAAACGAUCUUUCUGAAGAAACCCAAAUGGGUUCUGGUGAGUUUGGGCUUGAAGUGUGUUUGGAAGGGCUUGGAGAAGAUGUUAGUAGUGGUGAGAGAGUUAUAGAGAAAAUGCCAUGGGAGAAGGAUGUGGAAAAGUUAGUUUUUCGGAGGAUGAAGAAGGAAAAGGUGGUAACUGCUGCGGAAUUGAGGCUUGACAAGGCCUUGCUUGAGAGGUUGAGAGGUGAGGCCGCUAAGAUGAGGAAAUGGGUGAAGGUGAAGAAAGCUGGUGUCACUCAAGGUGUGGUUGAUGAGGUUAGACUGCUUUGGAGGAGGAAUGAGCUUGUUAUGCUGAAAUUCGAUGUCCCUUUGUGCAGGAAUAUGGAUAGAGCUCAAGAAAUCGUCGAGACCAAGACUGGAGGUUUGGUUGUUUGGAGUAAGAAAGAUAAUCUUGUUGUAUAUCGAGGAUGCAAUUAUCAGUUAACUCCGAAGAAAUUUCUAAACACUCGUGCAUGGCUUGCUGGCAGUCGAGAAAUGCCUCUCUACAAAAUGGGUCAGCCACAGUUGGAAAGAAACUCUGAUACUUUUCAAGUUAACUCCGAUGAAAGUGCUGUAGUUGAAAAGAUUUGCAGAAAGGACAGUAAGAGAGAGACUUUGCAUAGUAGCAUCUUUUUAAAUGAAGAUUUGAAUUGCCAAGCAGUACGCGGAUCACUUUAUGAGAGGGAAAUGGACAGGUUAUUGGAUGGCUUGGGACCUCGCUUCAUUGACUGGUGGAUGCGCAAACCUUUGCCAAUAGAUGCGGACUUACUUCCUGAAGUGGUUCCUGGAUUUAGGCCACCAUUUAGGCUUUGUCCACCGCAUACUAGAGCAAAGUUGACAGAUGAGGAUUUGACAUCCUUGAGGAAGCUUGCUCGCGCUUUACCUACUCAUUUUGUCCUUGGGAGAAAUAGAAAACUUCAAGGCUUGGCUGUGGCUAUCUUAAAACUUUGGGAAAAAAGUCUUAUAGUGAAGAUUGCUCUGAAGUGGGGAGUCCCAAAUACAAACAAUGAGGAAAUGGCGUUUGAACUCAAGAUUCUUACAGGUGGGGUUCUUUUGUUGCGUAAUAAGUUUCUGAUAAUACUUUAUAGAGGAAAGGACUUCCUUCCUGGAAGAGUAGCAAAUUUAGUAUCGGAGAGAGAAACUAAGCUCAAAGGAUUCCAACUUCAUGAAGAAGGUGCACGUCUUAAAGCGAUUGAAACUAUUUGUUUAGAUAAUGGCCCAACAGAAAACACUAGCAUGUCUGGAACUUUAUCAGAAUUCCAGGAUAUCCAAACAGAGUUCAGGGACCUGAAAAAUGGAAAUUCAGAUGUUGAAAUUAAAUUUGAAGCUGAAAAACAAAGAUUAGAGAGUGAGCUAAGAAAGCAAGAGCACAAGCUUUUUAUUCUUAACAUAAAGAUUGAUAAGUCAAUGAAGGAGUUAUCAAAGUUGAAUGCUGCAUGGGCACCAGCAGAGCAGGAUGCAGACCAGGAAAUGAUGACAGAAGAAGAGAGACUGUGUUUCCAGAAGAUAGGACUGAAGAUGGAUAGUUGUUUAGUUCUUGGUAGGCGUGGGGUCUUUGAUGGUGUUAUAGAAGGCCUGCAUCAACACUGGAAAUACAGAGAAGUAGUCAAGGUGAUUACAAUGCAGAGAUUGUUUCAUCAGGUCAUUUACACUGCUAAACUGCUUGAAGCAGAAAGUGGUGGAAUUCUUGUUUCGGUGGACAAGCGAAAAGAAGGUCAUGCUAUAAUUAUUUACCGUGGGAAAAACUACCGACGGCCUCUAAAACCAGAGCACAAGAAUCUUCUGACUAAGAGAAAAGCAUUACAUAGAUCCAUUGAGAUGCAGAGACUUGGAUCGCUGAAGUAUUUUGCUUAUGAGAGACAGCGGGCAAUCACAGAUUUGAAACUCAAAUUGGCAGAGCUGCAGGAAAGCAGGUUGGUCGAUCAAGGAGAAUGUUAAGUUUUACAAAACCUUAGGUAAUGGAUUUAUCAUGCCAUGAUUCCUCUUAAAACGUUCAUCUUGUUUGGGAGAUGAAGGAUUUGGACGUGCCAUUGGAGGGGAAUUCCCCAUCUGCUACUCACCAAAUUACUUUGCAAGUCUCUUUUCUGGAAUGGUUAGAUCCACAAUAUCAAUCAUCAUGCCACUUCGGUAGCCGAGGGUUGUCAAAAACUUUAAACAAUCUGGAAAAAAGAAAAGAACAGAGUUCUAUGUACCUUCUGGACAUCUGAAAGUUUAAGGCUGAUCAGGGCAAAAGCAGAUGGGUCGGAAGUAACUGGUUAUAUCCACAAUGCCCUCCAGAGCUGACACAUUCUGAACACGCUGAAUGAUCAAUAAUCCACUGGACCUCAAAGCCUUAAUUCAGAACUUCAGUAAGAGAUGAAACAUUAUCUCUAAUGGCUUAUGCUGCUGUUUGAAGUACUGGGACAGUGAUACUGAAAUUGCAUGUUCUAUUGUUUUCAACAUUUAGAUUGGAGCCAAUUGUAUAAAAGCCAGUUUCAGUGGAUGAAUCAUUAUUAUGAAAGCUGAACGCAUUGGAGGCCAAGGCGGGAGUGACUGAUGAACAACCAUAGAACAAGGUUAAGGAUUCCAAAGUGAGGAGCAUAGCUGAAAAGGGAAUCCAUCCUGACACACAAACUUGAAUUCUGGAAUGCCAUAGUAUGAGGGUAAGGGAUCUCCCCAGAAAGGGUAGCUACUGUUGUGGAAGCCUCCACACUUGAAUGGCUGACUACAAGCAGUGUAGUCCUUAUCGACUGCAAAUAUAGAUACCAGAAGAAUGAAAAAGAUGGUGAAGCUAAGAUGAAGAAGCUAGUGAAGCAUGGGGCUGAAUUCAUUGACUUCUAACAUUGUAAGGAAUAAGCAAUAAAAGAGUGAAUAUAACAUGGUCUACAACAUCAUCUUUGGUAGCGGGCUCUUUUGUGGAAGGUUGGUUGCUAGACUCUCUCUCUCUUUUUCAUUGCCAAAAAGUUUGACCAAUGAAUUAUUGUAGACCAUGAAAGAUAUGUCAGCAAAAAAUAACUUACCUACUAACAAUUGAAAGAUAUGUGUUAUGGGUAGUUGUUUUUGCA